AAAUCCAGGAAUGCAUUUUGAAACCGAUCUAAUCUCCGUGGAUGUAAAUAAACAAAAGACGCGUAUUUUCGGUAUUUUCGUAUUUUUACGUUAAAAAGUAUGUAAAAUUUGUUUUUAAGCAGUUACAGUGAAAGUUAUUAAACAAUGAACCUGCAAAAUUUCGACGCGCUGCAGCAGCGUUUCGAGUUUGUGCGACAAAACUUUCACCAGCUGUGCCGGUUCUGUUUGGAGCAGAAGAACCUGCUGACCAUCUUCUACCAGGCCGAAUCGCAAACAUCAUCAACGCCGUCGAAACCGAGGGAGCCAACUGCCCCGGACUGGGUUUACAACGACGAGCGGAACGUGGGCACUCUGCUGCAGAAGCAGUACAUUCGGUUCAAUCCGGAGGAAGAAGGCCUGCCGAAUAACAUUUGCGAACGAUGCGUCGAUAGCUUGAUUCAGUGGCACCGGUUUCAUGAGAACUUCAUCACGACUACCAAGCUGCUGCUCAAGGUACGUGACCACUUUGAAAUAAAUAUUCACGACGAUGACGAUCAGGAUUUCGAAAGCGAUGAGCCAGAAUAUGAGGUCGAAGAAGAAGAAGAGGAAUAUCUAGAAGAUAUGCGGAUAGAUGAAAUCCCGGAAAACAAUGAAGUGUACGAAAUUGAGAUUCUACAGAAUCUGCCGGAAAAUGCAACCGUCGAAGAUGUUACCAUAAUAGAGACACUCGAUGGGACAGAAGCUUUGGAGAACGAUACGGAUAAAAAAUUUGAUCCACUUCCCUAUUCCGACACUGAGCAGCAGAACCUGAGGCUACCAAUGGCAGAAAGCGACGGCGACGGGCAACACGACUCAGAAUUCGAAUCAGACACAGUUCAGCACAAACCAAGUAACCAUCGAUUAACAGUUAAGUCUGAAUUUGAUCCUAGUGAACCGACUUCUACGAUUCAGGCAAAACCAAGCAGGCGUCGAUUAAAGGUGAAGUCCGAAACGGCAGAGCCUUCUUCGACAACCCGACCCAAGCAGCGAAGCGAUCAGUGCCCCAUAUGUGGGAUGAUAGUCAAAUCCAAGAUGAAGCACCACAUGCUGCGCCAUUCCGAUCCCACGGGACAGCCCUUCAAGUGUCCCCAAUGCGACAAGUCGUACUCGUUCAAGCGAACCCUGGCUGAUCACAUCCGUCAGGUGCAUCAGCACGUCCGACACCACUGCGAUCUCUGCGGCAAGGAGUUCGUCAGCCGAGACGUCCUGCGGAUUCACAAGAAGCUGCAUACCAACCAGGAGCAUCGGUGCGACCUUUGCGGCCAGGUGUUCCAACAGCGGCAGUACCUGAGGAAGCACAUGGCCGUGCACGAUCAGAAGAAGUUCACCUGCGACGACUGUGGGAAAAUUUUCCGCUUUAACGAACAGCUGAAGCAGCACAUCCGGAUUCAUACUGGGGAGAAACCGUUCGGGUGCGAGGAUUGUCCCAAGAGUUUUCGCACCUCGAGCCACCUGAAGCAGCACAUGCGAUCCCACCGGCAGGAAAAGGUAUUCAAGUGCACACGGUGCCCGGUGGAGUACGCCAAUAAAAAGUCGCUGGAGAGGCAUGUGGCGGGAGCGCAUCCGGCGGUGGGGUAAGUAAGCAAUAUUUGUUUCUUUAAUAAAACUGUUGAAAGCA
This is a messenger RNA of Aedes albopictus (Asian tiger mosquito), 1636 nucleotides long. Its product is annotated as zinc finger protein 33A-like. The transcript is spliced from 2 exons. Gene Ontology annotation, biological process: regulation of transcription by RNA polymerase II. Lineage: Eukaryota; Metazoa; Arthropoda; Insecta; Diptera; Culicidae. The record is from RefSeq and is a predicted model, not a curated record. The coding region runs from base 145 to 1596 and encodes 483 amino acids. Gene Ontology annotation, cellular component: nucleus. Gene Ontology annotation, molecular function: zinc ion binding; DNA-binding transcription factor activity, RNA polymerase II-specific.